CUUUCUCUCGGAUUUUCUCGUUAUCUACGCAUUUUAUUCCAAUUGAAGGCGUGAUGCAUGCAAUUGCUAUAAGGGACAAGUCUAUACAUAUUUAAAAGGAGAAAAAUCAUUCGAUUCGAUUCGGCGAAACAAUGCACAAUAGAAACGCGAUUGUUAAAUGCUCAGUGCUGUCCGCUAUGGUCUCUAAACAAUAACGGUCGACGAAAGAUACGUCUUCGUUCCUGAGUCAAAGAUUAGGUUAGUUUUACUGAGUGAGCAACAUGGCGAAUAGAGAAGGAAAAGCAGAGGAUUUCCUCAUCGAGCAAGCAUCUAUUUUUGCAAUUCAAGUAUUUUGUUCGCACGCUUAGGAUCUUGCAGAUCUUACGUUAUUAUCAUACUUCUCUCGGUGGUUUGCUUACCGGCAUGUAACUUCCGGUAUUUAUACAAAUCCGCUAGCGCCAGGGCACUUUUGCUCGCGGUAAUUUUACACCGGGAGCCAAGUAAAAGCUAAUAUUUUAAUUUUUAUUAAUCAAAUCGGCAAAGCUCGUUAUUUCUCCGAUCAAGAUUGAUCGCCGUAACUCGUUCCCCAUAGCGGAGCACUAUAUUCGUUGAACAUAUUCAUUGGAGGCUUGAAAUUAAUUCAGUAAACAUUUACAUGUUCACUAAUUGUUCGGUAAAUGAGAUUCGAAAUACCAGAUAAUUGUAAUAUUAUGGUGAAUCUCAAUAAACGUGUGAAAAACUAAAACUCUGCUUGUUAACAGACAUGCUUGAGGUAUAGACAAAGCAUAGAGCUUACCAGCAUAGUUUUAUGGAAGUAUAAAAUAAGAAAUUGAAAUUGUAGCAACGAUUGGUAUAAAAUGCCUUAAAUUUUUUAUACUGUAUACUGUGUACUUUUCACAGAAUUUAAUUAGUAACAGUACAAUAGUAUACAAGUACAAAAAGCAAAGUUGAGUUUUAUAUAGAGAAUUCACACAUGAUAUUCUUGAUUACUUCAGACUACUGAGGUAAUUGCUAUUCGGUGAGCAAUAUGGAUAACACAAGCAACAAGGAAGAUCAACAUCAAGUAAAAGUGAAAGAAGAAAAGAUGGAGACCAUUGGCAAGAUAUAUGUGAAACAACCUCACGAGAUAUUAGACGAUCCUUUACUGAAAAGUACUGAAAAUGAUGAUGUACAACGUGCAAUCAAGGGCCUCAGGGAGAUACCAGAUGAAGAACUGAAAGAAUUCCUCGAUGACGAAGCCUUCAUGGCGGGUUUGGAUGUCGUAGAUGCAUGGGAAGGUGAUGAAGAUAAAAAUCGCGAGCAAGACAAAACAAAAUCUAUAGGACAAAAAAAGAAGCAGCAUCCUAGGGAACGCCAUCAUCCCGAGUCUAAAGGAUCUCAUAAACGUAAAAAGUCAAAGAAAGAAGAAAAACGUGAAGAGACCCGUCGGGAUCCUUUGAAAAGCACCAAGGACAUUGAAAGGGAUAAAAUCCGAACGAAGAGAGACACCGAAAGCAAGCUUCUUGCCGAAAAGGAAAAGGCGAUCAAACAUUUAUUGGACUCAGAUAAUGUAGUUCCACCUGGCACGGAAGUUGAAGCUAUCCAGAGUAUCGCAGAGGAACAGAAUAGAGAACGAGCGCAGCGCGAAGCACAACGGAAGGAGCAUCGUAGGAGCAAAUCAUCAGAACGGUAUGGCAGAUCAAGUCCGCUACGACGUAAAACUCCCGAUCGAUUUCGGCUGAGUCCCCAUCGACGAAAAAGUCCUCUCAGCCCGGAUCAUCGUAGGAGUCCUUAUAAAUCAAGUGCGGAAAGCCUAAGAAGUCCUUACGGGUAUAGUCCAGGCAGACGAAAAAAUUCACCGAGAUUUGAUCGAAGAAGUCCUAUAUUAAGUCCAGAUCGACGAAGAAGUCCUAGACGAUUUAGUGGGGAACGACGAUCCAGCGUAGAUAGACGAUGGAGUGCUGAGAGAUCUCGUAGGAAACGCGCUGAUUGGACGCAUGAACGCCGAAGAAGCCGAUCUCGCGAUCGAAGGAGCCGAUCUCACGAUCGAAGGAGCCGCAGCAUGGAACGUCUAAGAAGACGAUCGAGCCGUUCACCAGUAAGCAGACGAUACAGCCCCCGUCGCCGAAGUCGCACUCGCACACGUAGCAGAUCAUUGGAGAAGCGCAGCAGAAAGCGUUCACCCUUCAUCAACGAAUUGGCAAGAACCUUGAGAAACGAAGCGAGACUGCCAACUGGAGUAAACAGCGGAGGAUAUGUGCCACCCGCGACGAUGGAAGAAAUCGCACCACUGCUCAAUCCACCCACGUAUAAGCAAGAACCGGAACCUAGACCACCGCCACCACCGUCCGCACCACCUUCGUACGUGCAUCAACCAGGUUCGCUACCACCAGCACCGCCUUCGUCGUCUUCUAUGCUAGCACCAAUGCCAAGCGGAUCGCCGUUUAUAAACUUCGAACCUAUGCCGACUGUACCGCUAAUGAAUUUUGAACCCAUGCCUCCACCACAUACUCCAGCCCCAACCACUUAUUCCUCUGGUCCCAUUCUUUACAACCAGCCGAAUGCCCCUUCUGUUCAAGCACCUCCACCACCGGCGAUCUGUACACCAUUGCUUUCUGCACCACUACCCUCGCCGCAACCUGUACCUCCUCCAGCGAUGGAUCACGCGCAAAUAACGUACAAUCCAUCGUUUACCGUACCUUUUGUCCAACAAUCAUCGAUCCGUCAAUUUGAACCUCCAAACAAAUCUUUGAAUCAUUCAACUACGCCAUCCUCAUCGCAAAAUUACACAGAACGUGGACCAGCGGCAUCGUACAACGAAGCUUAUUCUCCGCGUCAGGAACGAAUGAAGACACCCGAACCACCGAUCAUCUCUAAACCAAAACAUUUCGAAAAAACCAGCUUAUCCAGUCUAUUGGAAGCAUCUGUUUCGGCCAAAGAUUCAUCUAAUAUACCGGUGUUAUAUCCAGGAUUCAAGCCUGAAAUAAUGCAACAUUGUGAACAAGCGUUGUGCCAACUUCCAAUUGAGGAUCCGCGUUUAAAGAUGAAAGGUAGAUUUUUCUACGAUCGCAGUGAAGAAAACGUAACGAAAGAUGAUUCCGAGGACCAUACGUCGAAUUCGAUACUUCUACAGAAAAGCAAAACCAAAAUAUUUUGGAAAGAAAGCAACGCGGAACAGCCAAUACCAGUUCCAAAAGCAACGAUUCAAAUGCAUCAGAAGAUCUGUCAGACAGAUGAUGUGGAAACAGAAACGAAGAGUGUGCAAGUAUAUGUCAGUACGGCCGAUUUCGAGUCACAAGUCUAUCCACACGAUCUUCAACAAAUAAAAGAAGAGAAACGACCAAUAAUGGAUCGUCUUGAUUGGAGUGCACGAGAUACAUACGAAUAUGGAUCCAAGUUUCGCGAAGUAGAGGAUCUGAGAUGGAGUCUAAAUAACUCGUCGCAGAGACGUACUUGGAACAAGCAGUCUCCUUCUAGAAGAUCCGAGGAUCGCGAGCAUUUAGAUUCUAUGGAUCAUGAAUCUAGAAACGUAAGACUGAAUUCUCCUGUUAGAAGUAGAGAUGAUUUUUCCACUCACUCUAGUGUGCGUGAUCACUAUAGUCGCGAGAAAUAUUCACCGGAAUAUCAUAGACGUUCUAUGGAGCGUGACGAUUAUCAUGACAGAAGAAGCGAACAUAGUCGUGGCGAAAGCCCAAUGGAAUUAGAAGAAUCUGAAGAUGAGGAACUAAUGACCGGCCAUACAUUCCAAAAAGGAUCUGAUUGGCAUGGAAAAGAAGUUUUAAAGGGUAAAAGUCACAUUUUGCGAGGAAAACAUACAGGAGGAAAAUCGUAUCGGAGUCACGGAAAUUUUCGAGGCAAUUUUAAAACUAUGUAUAUAUAUAUAUAUAUAAAAUAUUGUUCCAAUAAUAAACCCCUUCGUUAAC
Messenger RNA from Pogonomyrmex barbatus (red harvester ant), 3881 nucleotides. RefSeq lists its product as uncharacterized. NCBI's taxonomy places the organism in Eukaryota, Metazoa, Arthropoda, Insecta, Hymenoptera, Formicidae. The record is from RefSeq and is a predicted model, not a curated record.